Aethina tumida (small hive beetle) is the source of this 1848-nucleotide messenger RNA. RefSeq names its product succinate--hydroxymethylglutarate CoA-transferase. The record is from RefSeq and is a predicted model, not a curated record. Lineage: Eukaryota; Metazoa; Arthropoda; Insecta; Coleoptera; Nitidulidae. The transcript has a single exon. Gene Ontology annotation, molecular function: catalytic activity. The coding region runs from base 51 to 1316 and encodes 421 amino acids.
GUCCUAUUUACAUUACAUAACCAAACACGUAUUGCGUGCUUAACAAAAACAUGUACCGCGUAUCGAGGAAACUGUUAUACCUAACCACCAGGCAGGUUAUUAAAAGAUCGAUACACGAUAUCUCGCCACUUGACGGUGUCAGAGUCCUGGAUUUGACCAGAAUUGUGGCCGGACCGUACUGCACGAUGAUACUCGGCGAUUUGGGCGCGGAGGUCAUCAAAAUCGAGCGGCCUGGGGCUGGCGACGAGGCACGCAAAUGGGGACCUCCAUUCAUCAACAACACACCUGAGUCCUGCUAUUUCGUCGCCCUGAACCGCAACAAAAAGAGCGUAUGCGUUGACUUGAAAACAACAGAAGGACAAGACAUAUUACACCAACUGGCCAAGCAGAGUGACGUCCUUGUUGAGAACUAUGUGCCUGGGAAGCUGGAUGAGCUCAACCUGGGUUACGGCACUCUUAAGUCAAUUGCUCCACAUUUAAUUUACUGCUCCAUAACUGGGUAUGGCCCCACAGGGCCCUACAGCAAAAAGCCAGGAUAUGAUGUGAUUGCUGCCUCUGUUGGAGGACUACUACACAUAACAGGCCCCCAAAAUGGGGAGCCAGUCAAAGUGGGGGUUGCUGUCACUGAUUUGGCCACUGGAUUAUAUGCACAUGGGGCAAUUAUGGCCGCACUUCUAAAACGCGCCAAAACUGGCAGAGGACAAAAAAUUGACUGCAAUCUAUUGUCAACACAAGUUGCCAGUCUGAUUAACAUAGGGUCCAAUUAUCUGAAUGCAAAUAAAGAAGCCAGUCGCUGGGGGACUGCACAUGAAAGUAUUGUGCCUUAUGAAGCCUUCCCUACUAAGGAUGGCUACUUUACUAUUGGUACUGGGUCUGACUUGCAAUUCAAGGACUUUUGUAACAGAAUUGGUAAACCAGAACUAUCCACAAAUAACAAGUUUUUAACUAACAAACUUAGGGUACAAAACAGGCAAGAAUUAAUUACAAUUUUAAGGCAAAAACUUGCUGAAAAGACCAACAAAGAAUGGGCUAAAAUAUUUGAUGGUGGGCAGUUUCCUUGUGGGCCAAUAAAUUCACUUCAAGAAACAUUCAAUGACCCCCAUAUAAAAGAAAUUGGUCUAGUGGAAACUAUUCAACAUCCAAUAGCUGGCGAAAUUAAAGUCGUAGGGCCGCCAGUAAAGUACAGUGAAGGAGGAAACUGUGUCAGAAAUCCUCCACCCACUUUAGGGCAACACACUGUGGAGGUUCUGGAAAACGUUUUGGGAUUGCAAAAUGAUCAAAUAUUGCAGUUGAAAGAUAAAAAAAUUAUACAUUAAAUGUUAUCAAUAUUUACUCAAAUUCCACGUCAAACACAGAUUAUAAGAAUGACGACAAUUAACUGUAAAUAUUUUGAAAGCUUUAUUUAAUAAGGCAAAAAUAGAUUUUGGAAGCUGAUUUUGACUCUGUUUUAAUUCAGUUUUCUAUGUUCUCUUCUUCACAUAUAUAUGGCUAUUUUUGGCUCAAUCAAAAAAUAAUUAUAUAUUAAGUAUAGUAGUUAUGCUGUAAUCAGAAAAUAAUUCUGAAUCAGUUAAACUAAACUAUAGAUACAGAUUUUAUCAAAUUCCAUCAUUUUUAGUUAAAAUGUGGUGAAGAAAAUAAAGAAAACUGAACUAAAACAGUUUUGCCAAGUAUAAAUCAAUAAAUUACCUUAAACCAAAAAUAAUUUUUUAACAAUAUGUACUAAAAAAUAUACUGUUAUUGUUUUUAAAAUUUUAUAGUGUUGUCUAUUUAAAACUCUUUACCAUUAUAUUAUUUAUAAUAUUUACAUGUAUUAUUUUUAUACAACAAAUAAAUCUUUUUGUUAUUUUA